Molecule: messenger RNA, 4165 nt
Organism: Pseudoliparis swirei
Lineage: Eukaryota; Metazoa; Chordata; Actinopteri; Perciformes; Liparidae
Gene: stk39
Product: serine threonine kinase 39
Exons: 20
Coding region: 1307-2824 (505 amino acids)
Biological process (GO): protein phosphorylation
Molecular function (GO): protein serine/threonine kinase activity; ATP binding
Source: RefSeq, a predicted model, not a curated record
CCGCAGCGAGCGAUUGGUGCGUUCAAGUGUCACGCAACACAGUCAGCGGACGUGCUGCCGGAUUCCCGACGAGGGAUUUAAUCAAGUUUUACACAUCUCGCUGUUAGAUUAUCGCAGGAAUAACCCACAAUGACCAACCGACCAGAAAUGUACUUCAAACAAGACCAGACGACAACAUGUUGGAAAACUACGCCACCUGCUGACAGUUUGAUCGCCUGUCGUCGACCUCCGGGAAGUAUAAAUAAAUAUUAUUCUGUGACCUAGUAUUCUGAUGUUUUGUAAGUGAAAGAAAACCAAAGCAUUCGUUAUAGCUUGGGGCACUUACCAACUAUAUUCCUGUAUGAUAUUUUAAGGCUACAGUUUGUGUUGCUCUUGGUUUAUAUUUAAUUAUUUAGAGGUGUACUAUCUUGUCCAACCAGUUAUAUAUAUUGGUAUUCCAAUACAAGGCAAUUCAUCAGAACUACAUACUCCAGAAUUACUUAGAUGUUAAGUAAAAACAGCCUUCAACAGCUUUAACAAAAACUGAAUAUCAUAACUUAAUUAAGGUAUGAUUCAUUACAUACAUUUCAAAAGACAUAUUCAUAUUACAAUCUAUCAAAAAGAUGACUCUUAUGUCUAUUUUCCUCUGUAACAAUACAUUUAUAAACAGGUUCAUGCUCACAUCUCCGGUAUGGAGCAGUGGUGUCAUCAUAUAUAAAGAGUUGGUGGCGCCAUCUACUGGCCAGUGUCAACAACGUCACUUGCAGUCUGGACUACAUGUGACAUUAUGAAAUCGUCACACACACGUAUUACUGUCUCACACAAAGAAGCUGCCAAGUCGUUUUACCCGAUACUAAUAAAUCAACUUCAGGGCAGUGCUGUGAUAUACUAAUGUCUCAAUACAUGUACUGAAACAUCCACUUAGUUAAACACAGGAUGCCCUUGAUUCUCCUGGAUAUGAAAUGAUAUAUUUACUUCGAUCAGUUUCUUUCUGAGUGCGUUGAACACAGUCAAUCCACGGCAUCGGGCCUUUGUGAACUGUUAACUUGUAUGCCGCCGGUACGGCAACGAUACAGUGUGCGCGUGUGUGUGUGUGUACGUGUGCGCGCGCACGUGUACUGUCCGUUAUUUUCCGGGUUGUGUGUCUCAUGUCUUGUUCUGCUGCAGCCGCCAGAUGACAUUUGUCCUGAGGAGGUGAGGUCAAAUUUGACUAUCUCACUCUCUCUCACUCUCUCCCUCCCUUUCUGUCUCUCUCUCCUCCCCCCCCCCUCUCUCUGUCUGUCUGUCUGCUAGAGAGGCGUCUAACUAGCGCAGAAUCAUCCUCAUCAUGGCGGAUCAAGGCGAAGCUCCGGCUUCUGUCCUCCACCCGCAACCAGCGCUGACAACCAGCUGGCCAAUUACCAGGGAGUCGUACGAGCUGCAGGAAGUCAUAGGCAGCGGGGCCACAGCUGUGGUGCAGGCAGCCCUCUGUACCCCCAGACAGGAGCGCGUCGCCAUAAAGAGAAUAAACCUGGAAAAAUGCCAGACCAGCAUGGAUGAGCUAUUGAAAGAAAUCCAAGCUAUGAGCCAGUGCUACCAUCCCAACAUUGUCACCUAUUACACCUCCUUUGUAGUGAAGGAUGAACUUUGGUUAGUCAUGAAGCUUCUGAGUGGAGGCUCAAUGCUGGACAUAAUUAAGCACACAAACAAAGAAGAGGACAGAAAUCGAACGCUCGAUGAGCCGAUAAUUGCUACUAUAUUAAAAGAAGUUCUCGAGGCCCUGGACUAUCUGCACAGACAUGGACAGAUUCACCGGGAUGUGAAAGCUGGGAACAUACUACUGGGAGAAGAUGGAUCAGUUCAGAUUGCAGAUUUUGGAGUAAGCGCAUUCCUAGCCACAGGGGGAGAUAUGACUAGAAAUAAAGUACGAAAGACCUUUGUUGGCACGCCAUGCUGGAUGGCGCCGGAGGUGAUGGAACAGGUUCGAGGCUAUGAUUUCAAAGCAGAUAUAUGGAGCUUUGGAAUUACAGCCAUAGAGUUAGCAACAGGCUCUGCACCCUAUCACCGCUACCCUCCCAUGAAGGUUUUAAUGCUCACUCUUCAGAAUGAUCCACCCACUCUAGAGACGGGCGUAGAAGACAAGGAAAUGCUAAAAAGAUACGGCAAAUCGUUUAGAAAGCUAAUAACUAUGUGCCUUCAGAAGGAUCCUGCCAAAAGGCCAACAGCCGCAGAGCUUUUGAAGUGUAAAUUGUUCCAAAAGGCCAAGAACAAAGAAUAUUUGGUUGAAAAGCUUUUGUGUCGCGCACCAAAGAUCUCCCAGAGAGCCAAGAAGGUGAGGAGAGUCCCGGGCUCCAGUGGCCACCUGCACAAGACAGAAGAUGGAGACUGGGAGUGGAGCGACGACGAGCUGGAUGAGAGCAGCGAGGAGGGCAAGGCGGCGGUGAAUCAGGGCAGGUCACGAAGGGUCAGAGAUGAGGCCAAAGAUAAUGAGGAGAAUGUCAACAAUAUCUCUAUUGAAGGGUUGUCUAUUCAGCAUCCCCAGGUUGAGCCGUUUGGGAACUCACCCAACAUGCAAGGUGCUUUGAACAUGGUGCUUCGGCUAAGGAACUCUAGAAAGGAGCUUAAUGACAUCCGGUUUGAAUUCACGCCCGGGCGAGACACAGCUGAGGGCGUUUCCCAGGAACUGUUCUCGGCCGGCCUGGUCAACGGGCAGGAUGUUCUUAUUGUUGCUGCUAACCUUCAGAAGAUUGUAGAUGACCCAACUACCUACAAAGUAUUGACCUUUAAGCUGGCUUCUGGCUGCGACGACUCGGAGAUCCCUGACGAGGUGAAGCUGAUCGGCUUUGCACAGCUGAGUGUGAGCUGAUGGCCUCUUCGUGCCGGUUGCAGGUGAGACAGUGGGGAGACCGUUCAGACAGACUGAGGAACAUACCAUCACUUCCCGAAACAUCUUCACCCACCACCCUCCCUCACUCCUUUUCACCUUCCCUGACCCCAAGCUCGGCCACCGCCCCACCUACACCUCCUUAGCGCCAACUUACCUGCUUACUGUCCCCUGACCUUUCACCUGAAAAACAUUCCACCGCCUAGCGCUCAGAGCGGAUCAGGAGACAGCCCAGGAACUUAAAGAUGCACUCAGGUGGUGACACAAGGUGAUUAAGAUGUAGCUUUGAAUGUGUUCUUUUUAUUUCUUUUUUCUUCUACUUGUUUUACGUCACAUUACCUUUGUGUUCAGCAAAGCUCUCAUUGAAAUGAGAAAGUAUUUUUACGUUUCUCAUGCCGUUUUGUUGCCAUAGUGAAAACUAUUUGACUGGCAUCUCACCAACACACUCGAUUGUGAUGUUUCCCGAAGGUCUUUUGGCUGAAUGUUAUAUUUAGUUAAUUUAUGGGGGAAAGCACAUUUUCACAACAACAUAAUGAAUGUCUAAAAAGAGAAUGAGUUGUAUUUCUGUGUCAAGCUGCCAUGUGCUUGAGAGUGGAGGAUAAAAAAAGAAGAGACCUGGAUGCUCCUGUGUUUAAUUUGCUGCUCUUCACAGUGCUAAAGCUUCAGAGAUGUUAGAGGUGCCUUGUUCAUUUUUCUGUGCCUAAGAAAGUAGACAAUGAGUGAGCAUACACAAAGAGCCGAACCUGCUGAUGACCAUUUCAGUUCUAAUCAAGCAUUUUAACUUAAUGAGACGAGCUACAAUGCACUUUUGGGCUGAGUGUGUGCACCCAAUGAGCAAAUGCUUAGCCCCUGGAGACGAGUUAACGUGUGUGCUUUUGUCAUCAGACAAAUACAACUGAACAGAACCUGCAGUCAUGUAAUCAGCUCUGGUCGACUUGUCUUGAGACGACAGGUUCAUUGACAAAACCACAACCGUUUGAUUUUCUUGCACUGUCCUGCUGCACUACAAAACCCUUUGUUUCCAAAAAUUUAGUACUUAAUUAAAUGUACUGUAUGACAAUGCAUCUGGGGAUGAAACCAAAAGGCAACUAUUGAAAGGGUGACAAGCCAUUUGUUUGUCCAAAAAUGUCCAGCUUUAAAUUAUUUGUAAGUAUUGAAAUGGUAAAUAUUAACUUCUACUUAAUUCUUUAUUAUGAAGUAAUUUAUUGUGUUUUCUAUGUACAGUAUGUGUCCCAUUUCAGCAUAUAACCCCUGUUCCCUCUCUGUAAUCAGCUGAUGUCAAAUUUCUGACGAAAAGCCACAAUAAAGAAUUGCUAUUAUUUA